AUGACAACGAAAGAAUUAUAUACAAAGGAUGCCCAAAUAUGGGUGGAGCACCCAGUGAAAGUAUGGGAAAGUGCCACAGUAACCUCGGACUACCGCUCAGGUGUUCUUAUCGUGAAGAUAGAUCAGACCGGCGAGAUACGACAAAUUAAGAUUAAAGAUGAAAACCAGAUGCCACCGUUGCGAAAUCCGUCAUUGCUGAUCGGGGAGAAUGACCUCACAUCCCUCUCUUACCUCCAUGAGCCCGCAGUGCUGCACAACCUUAAAGUCAGAUUCUGUGAUAGAAAUGCAAUUUACACAUACUGCGGGAUCGUGCUGGUUGCCAUCAACCCUUACUUUGAAUUGCCUAUUUACGGUGAUGAGACAAUUAUGGCGUACCGAGGUCAGGCCAUGGGUGACCUGGACCCUCACAUAUUCGCCGUCUCCGAGGAGGCGUAUACAAAGCUGGAAAGGGAGCGGAGAGACCAAAGUAUUAUUGUAAGCGGAGAGUCCGGUGCUGGGAAAACGGUGUCAGCAAAGUACGCGAUGAGGUACUUCGCGGCGGUCGGUGGGAACGCCAGCGAAACACAAGUCGAGCGCAAAGUGCUUGCCUCCAGUCCGAUCAUGGAGUCUAUCGGCAACGCGAAAACUACGCGCAAUGACAACUCCUCACGCUUCGGCAAGUUCAUAGAAAUCCACUUCGACGACCAUUACCGGAUAUCGGGCGCCAGCAUGCGCACUUAUCUCCAUGAAAAGUCGCGAGUAGUGUACCAGAGUACUGGGGAGAGGAAUUAUCACAUCUUUUAUCAGCUGUGUGCUGCGGCCGUCAACAUGCCCGAACUUAAGCUUGAUCACCAAGACUCAUUCCACUACCUGAAUCAGGGCGGCAGUCCCAACAUUGACGGCGUUGACGACCUGAGAGCGUUCAAUGAAACGAAAAAUGCCCUCACAACUUUAGGUGUAACGGAGACGGAGCAGCAGAACAUGUUCACAGUGCUGGCCACCAUCCUGCACCUCGGCAACAUUCAACUGUUCGACAGUGACCCUGACGCUGGACCCAGCGAGGAAUCUAGUGAUGGCGCGUACAUUAGUUCGAACGACAAGCACCUGCACACGGUGUGCUCGCUGCUGGGCAUAUCGAAGGCGGAGCUGUGCCGCUGGUUGACGCACCGGCGCAUCGCGAGCGCACACGAGGUGAUCGUGGCACGCAUGGACGUGCAGCGCGCCGCCUUCGCACGCGACGCGCUCGCCAAGCGAAUGUACGGCGACCUGUUCGCCUGGCUGGUGCGCGCCGUCAACCGCGCGCUCGACACCGGACACGCCAGGAAGCACUUCAUCGGUGUCCUUGACAUUUACGGCUUUGAAACGUUCGAGAUAAACUCCUUUGAACAGUUUUGCAUUAACUACGCCAACGAGAAGCUUCAACAACAGUUCAAUUCACACGUCUUCAAGUUAGAGCAGGAUGAAUACAUUAAGGAGGAGAUAUCUUGGAAAAUGAUCGACUUCUACGACAACCAGCCGUGCAUCGACCUGAUCGAGGAGCGGCUGGGCGUGCUGGCGCUACUGGACGAGGAGUGCCGCGUGCCGCAGGGCUCGGACCAAGGCUUCGUGGCUAAGCUUCACCAAAAUUGCUCCAAGUACCCACACUUCCUCAAGCCCAGGUUCGGAAACGCGGCUUUCAUAAUAAAACAUUUCGCUGAUAACGUGGAGUACCAAUGUGGAGGUUUUUUGGAGAAGAACCGUGACACUGUGGCUGAGGAACAAUUGGAAUGCAUAAAGUCGGCGACCAGCUGCCGACUUAUCCAUACGAUCUUUGCUGAGGAGCGCCCUAUGAGUCAAGCUUCUACAUUGCCGCCACCUUCUAGACGGAGAACCGCGUCAUCGCAACCUAUUGGUAGCCUGACGCAAACACCGAGACGUGCGUCGGGACAGAAGCUGACGGUGGGCGCCCAAUUCCGCGCGUCGCUGUCGGCUCUCAUGCACACGCUGUCCGCCACCACACCGCACUACGUGCGCUGCAUAAAACCAAACGACACGAAGCAGCCCUUCAGCUUCGACCCGGCGCGAGCCGUGCACCAGCUCAGAGCGUGUGGUGUGUUAGAAACAAUCCGAAUAUCAGCUGCUGGAUUCCCUUCACGUUGGCUAUAUCAAGACUUUUUCCAUAGAUACCGACUUCUAUGCUUACACAAAGAUAUUAACCGCAGUAACAUCAAAGCAACCUGUGCCAUAAUACUUCAAAAGCACCUCAAGGACUCUGACAAGUAUCAGUUCGGAGCUACCAAAAUUUUUUUCCGAGCUGGUCAGGUGGCGUACCUGGAAAAGGUGCGCGCGGAGAUCCAGCGCGUGUACUGCGUGCGCGUGCAGAGCUGUGUGCGACGCUUCGUGGCGCGGCGGAAGUACGUGCGCCUGCUGCGUGCGCUUCGCGGCCUGCAGGCGCACGCGCGCGGCUUCCUCGCACGCAGGCACGCGCAGGACGUGCGACGCAACCGCGCCGCCAUCACGAUACAACGGCACGUGCGCGGCUGGCUAGCGCGCAGCAAGUACCGGCGGCUGCGGGCGCUCGCCAUCGGGCUGCAGGCGCACGCACGAGGCUACCUGGCCCGCCGGCUCUACCGCGACAAGCGACGCGUGCUGGCGGUUAUCACGAUCCAAAGAUACGCGCGCGGUUUCCUUGCGAGACUGCGAGUAAAGAAAAUGAAGAGACAGAUUGUAAUUGCACAAGCUGCUGUGCGUCGUUUCCUCGCGCGGCGGCAAUACAAGCGGCUGCGGAUCGAGGCGCGCAGCCUGGACCACGUGAAGAGCCUCAACAAGGGGCUGGAGAACAAGAUCAUCAGCCUACAACAGCGGCUAGGCGACGCCCUAGAGCGCGCCCGCGCUCUGGAGCCGCUGCAGACGCAGCUCGCAGACCUCAGGGCUAAACUUGAACUCCUAAAACUAGUAGAGAUUGAAGCAAAGACUCUAAAAAUAGACAUUCAAGAUAAGGACAGUUUGAUCGCUUCGUUGCAAGCUGAGUUAAGUAGUGAACGGGACAGCAAAAAGCGGCUCGUGGAAGAGAAGAAAGAAGUCGAGAACACAUACAUUAAGCACAAGGACCUAUGGCUGGAAGAAAGCAAAAAAUUAGCAGAUGAGCUCAAAAGUACGAAGGAACAUUAUGAAAUGGCUAUUGAAGAACGCGACAAACAGCACGAAGCGGAGAAGAGCGCACUUUGCGCAGAACUAGAAGCUGAAAGGCAGAGUCGGCAGAAACUGCUUUCAUCACAGUAUGAGCUACAGGAAAGACUCGACGCUAUGCAAAGGGCACCGCCGACCAAAGAGCACAGAAGGUCAUUUUCUGACGCCAGCAACGUUUCGCAGCAGGAGACGACAGUUGAAGAUGACUAUGGGUACGGGUCGGUGCGGUCGGUGGAGACGUCGCGGCCGGCGCUGGAGGCCGUCAACUGGGCCGCCGGACAGCACAGCGGACCCACGCCCAUCGCGGACGCCGGGCUGGUGCUGCGCAUGCAGAACAGGAUCUCGGCUCUGCAGAGCGAACUGUCCAGGACCUCCAAGCGCGCUUACGACCUGGAGGAGCGCCUCCUGAAUCGGCUGUCUUCGCCUCCCAGCAACCCCAACACCGACCGCUUCCGCUUGGAGGAGCUGGAGAUCGAGAACAAGAAGCUGCGCGAGCACCUGGACCGACUGCGCGCCGCUGGGGACACUCUGCUCGUCUCCAAGGAGGUCAUCGAGCAAUUGGGCGUUAUGCAAAAAGAAUUGGACAGGAGGCGGGACGAGUGCAUUCAGUUAAAGAGCGUCCUCACAAAUCAGAAAUCAUGGUUCCAAGCGUUGAAGAGCGUCACGGUAAACUUAAAGUCGCUUGCGUCGUCAAAUUACGGUUCGGACGUGGACAUUAUCAACGAAGAUGGGGAGCUGGCGACUGCUUACGAGGCUCAAAAGGAUAUCAACAGACAAUUACAAGAAGAACUGCUGGCUGAAAAGAAAUUCUACUCCGAGCACAUUUCACAGGCAAAAGUGGAGAUCGAGAGAUUGCGAGAAGAAAAUGAGAAGUAUCAGAAAUUACUGAGUACAGAUUUAAGUCAGGAACCCAAAAAUAAGAGUCAAGAGUUCGCGCAAAAUGAGAUUAUUCGAUUGGCCGCAGAGAACCUUGCUAUACAGGAACGCGUUGACAAACUUUCGGAGAGCUGUCGUCGAUACAAGAAUCAGAUCAGGCUGCUCGUCGAUAGGCUGAAGGAGGUCGGCAUCGAUGAUGUCAACGACAUUCUAGAGGGCAAUGACACAAUGACGGCGCAGCACUCUCUUUCAACUAUACAAAUGGCGCCCGUUACACGUAAAAAGGAGAGGGAAUACCUGGGCAUGUUCGAGUACAAAAUACAGGACGAGCCGAUCAUACUUAAAAAGCUUAUUACUGAUCUGAAACCGCGGGUAGCAGUAACGCUGUUGCCCGGUUUGCCCGCCUACAUCUUAUUCAUGAUGCUGCGGCAUAUGGACCACGUGGACGACGAACCUAAGAUGCAUCAGCUUAUAAGAGCUGUCCGUAUCAGCGUUAAGAAGACAGUGAAGAAACGCGCCGACAGCGUCGAGUAUAAUGCGCUCUGGCUAUCUAACAUGCUUAGGCUGUUGAACAACCUGCGGCAGUACAGCGGCGACGCGGUGUACCAGGCGGCCAACACGCCGCGCCAGAACCAGCAGUGCCUGCGCAUCUUCGACCUCUCCGAGUACCGCCAGGUGCUCAGCGACACCGCCAUAUGGAUAUAUCAGGGUCUGAUCCAGCUGUUGGAGCGGCAGCUUGAGCGGCUGAUCCUGCCCGCCAUCCUGGAGUACGAGGAGAUCAACGUGCACUCGGGGCCGGCGCGCGCGCCAGCUGGUGCUGGUGCUGGUGGCGGCGUGGCGGGCCCUGCGCGCCUCAAGCACGAGCUUGCGGCUGUGCGCGACCACCUGCGCACCUUCGCCGUCGACGCUUCGCUCACCGUCACCAUUUUUAAGCAGUUGUUCUACUACAUCUGCGCAUACAGCUUAAAUCAGCUACUGCUCCGCAAAGAUCUCUGCUGCUGGGCCAAGGGUCUGCAAAUCCGGUACAACAUCUCACAUCUCGAGACCUGGAUUAAAGAGCACCUCGCCGAGUAUGGACAGAAGAGCGUCGAAGAGAUCCUUGGUGUACUGAAGCCCAUCACUCAGGCGGUACAGUUGCUGCAAGCGCGCAAGUCUAUGAUCGACGUGGACAGCACGGUAGAAAUGUGCGCCGAUCUCACCGCCAUGCAAGUUUGUAAGAUUUUGAACAUGUACACACCAGCCGAGGAGUACGAAGUGAAGGUGACGCGUGAGUUUAUACACGAAAUACAAAAGAAGAUGCAGGAACGCGCCGGUCCCAAGGCUAGCAAGGAAUCCAGUUUGCUAAUGGAUUCGAAGAUGAUAUUCUCAGUUCAGUUCCCGUUCAAUCCGUCAUCCAUCCGGCUAGAAGACAUCGAGGUGCCUGAAGUCCUCGAGCUGGACGGACUCCUCACGAAGAUUUAA
This is a messenger RNA of Parnassius apollo (apollo), 5484 nucleotides long. Lineage: Eukaryota; Metazoa; Arthropoda; Insecta; Lepidoptera; Papilionidae. The record is from the annotation of a GenBank genome assembly.